Molecule: messenger RNA, 931 nt
Organism: Xenopus laevis (African clawed frog)
Lineage: Eukaryota; Metazoa; Chordata; Amphibia; Anura; Pipidae
Gene: mrps23.S
Product: 28S ribosomal protein S23, mitochondrial-like
Exons: 5
Coding region: 1-621 (206 amino acids)
Source: RefSeq, a predicted model, not a curated record
AUGUGUUUGGAGUCUGGAGUGGAACUCACGGACGAACUUUUCCCAGAUCCAGACCUCAAACGUCCCCUCCUUAGGGAUGGACCAUUAACAGUCCCUCCUCCAUAUGUGGAUUUCAUAGUACGAGAUUUGCUGCGUGCAGGAAUAAUCAAACAAAACGAAAAACCUGUGUGGUAUGAUGUAUAUGCUGCUUUCCCUCCCAAAUGGGAACCUUUAUAUGAAAAACCUUUAAAGAGCAAACGGAUCACUUCUGACAAUGUGCCCUCCAUUUUGUACAAAGAAGAUAUCAACAGGGCAAAAUUUUAUGAAGUGUAUGGUAAUGGACCAAGAGCAUUUGAAUUGUCUCGGACAAACUAUAAAUCUACAUGUCAACUAUUUGUGGAAAAAAAUGCAGAACUUCAGAAAAUGGGAGAAAUCGAUGAAAUAAAGCUCUUUGAAGAGACAGGGAAAGCACUUUUAGCUGAAGGAAUAAUCCUUCGGAGAAAAGGGACACCUGUGCAAUCUCAAGUGUUUGGAACCCAGGAUUCAUUGCUUGAAAUGAACUUAAAGAAAAUACUGGGGGAAAUGCAGCAGCAGCAAGAAGAAGAAAAAGCUCAAGCGACUAAAAUCAAUCCCACCCUUUAACUAUUAUAAAGCUGAUGCAUUGGACUUAAGUGAAGCACUAAAGAGCAUACAUUUAUUAAAAUAUGUAUGCGCUGGCAGGAGCCAUUUUUUAAAAAAAAAAUGAUCAGAAAUCCGUUUUUUGACGGAAUUCCAGAUUAAGAUGUUUUUUCAGUUAACUUUAAAGGGAUCAGCAGCAUUGGAUAUUUAAUAUAUUUCAAUAUCUGUAAUUUUGUGUUUAUUCCAUGAGCAGGAUCUAGGUUUAUUGACUUUAUUUAUUCCAUUCUUCUGUAAUGUAUUAUUAUUCUUAUUAUUGUUCCACUGCCUAUUGACA